Molecule: messenger RNA, 696 nt
Organism: Zingiber officinale
Lineage: Eukaryota; Viridiplantae; Streptophyta; Magnoliopsida; Zingiberales; Zingiberaceae
Exons: 4
Coding region: 1-696 (231 amino acids)
Molecular function (GO): nucleic acid binding
Source: RefSeq, a predicted model, not a curated record
AUGGAAGAUGCACUGGAUGUGCAAUGCAUUAUGCUGUCUUCUAUGUCUCCCGAGUUGCAGAGACAGCAUGAGAACAUGAGUGCUAGGGAGAUUGAUCAGCACUUGCGUAAGCUCUUCCAAGAGAGUGCGCGAGUAGAGAGCAUGGACAAGAGUUUGACUGAUCUGAUGGUAAUGUUGAAAAUCGCUGAGAAGAAUAUGAAGGUAAAUCCUUCACUGCAUGCAAUGAUGGUCAGAAAUACCAACAAGCGCCCUGGCACCGAGAAGUUUAAUCCUAAGGCUAAUGCAGUGAAGAAUCCUAAAUAUCAAGCUCAAAAGAAGCUUAAUAAAGGGAUGCAGGUACCCCAAUCUGAUGAGAAGGAGGCCAUGUGCUUCCAUUGUGGCAAGAAAGAUUCUGGAAGUAGUUCUCACAUUUGUGCGAACAUGCAGGGUCUAAGUGACUGCAGACGGUUGUCCAAGGGUGAAAUGGACCUACGAGCAGCUAAUGGAGAGAGAGUUGCUGUGUUAGCUGCUAGAGGAGCGUAUACCUACUUCGUGACUUUUACUGACGAUUUAAGUAGAUAUGGAUAUGUUUACUUAAUGAGACAUAAGUCUGAAACUCUAGAUAAGUUUAAGGAGUUCAAGAAUGAAGUAGAAAAACAACGUGGCAAGAAGAUUAAGGCCCUUCGGAGUGAUCGAGGUGGCGAGUAUCUAAGCUAA